Messenger RNA from Chaetomium strumarium, 1953 nucleotides. RefSeq lists its product as uncharacterized. The coding region runs from base 351 to 1499 and encodes 382 amino acids. The transcript is spliced from 4 exons. The record is from RefSeq and is a predicted model, not a curated record. Gene Ontology annotation, molecular function: 2-oxoglutarate-dependent dioxygenase activity. Lineage: Eukaryota; Fungi; Ascomycota; Sordariomycetes; Sordariales; Chaetomiaceae.
CUCGAUAUAAAAGGGAGAAAACUGAUGCUAACACGGCUGCAUUCGGCUUGCCGCGGAAUACCCUUGACCCUCUCGGCAAUCGGCGACUAGCGGGCUGGUCAGGUGGUGGAAACCCCCACUCAAUGUGAAAGGUGCUUCAAGCGUUCCGGAGACCUUCCUCAUUAGGAGUUCACCACGAGGAUUUUACCGAUCGCUACGACCAGUGUUCCACUCCAGAGAUAGAGGCAGCGAUUUACAUAGCUGGUAUCCUCCGAACAUCUGAGCUCGAGCACGCAUUCACGGGAGCAACUGAAUUAUUGACGGUUUGAUCUUGCCCUGAGUGUACCUAGAGUGUACUGAGUACUCUCAAAAUGGCUUCCCCGGAACUCUCGAUGGACCUCCCGGUCAUCGACCUGGACAUCUUCCUCCACCAGGCGCGCGACUCGGCCGAGGUGCAGGCCGAGUGCGCCAAGGCGGCGUCGGCGCUCAUCACGUACGGCGCGCUGGUGCUGCACGACUCGCGCGUGUCGGAGCAGGACAACGACACGUUCUUGGACCUGCUCGAGGACUACUUCGCGCAGCCCGAGGCCGACCUCAAGCGCGACGAGCGGCCCGAGCUGGCCUACCAGAUCGGCGUGACGCUCGAGAACACCGAGAAGCCCAAGUGCGCCGUCGACGAGCCGUGCCUGCGCGUCAUCGAGCGCCUGGCCCCCUCGGAGCGCCCGCUCGACAUCUCGGCCCACCAGCCCGACCCCAAGUGCCGCUUCUUCUGGCGCAUGGUCGAGCAGCCGCCGUACGAGACCCAGUUCCCGGGCCUGAAUGCCGACAAUAUCACGCCCGAUGCGCCGCAUAUCAAGCCGCGCUGGGGGCCGGUAAUGAACCAGUGGGGGACGUCGAUGAAGAAUGCCGUGGAAGGGCUCACUCAGAUGGCCGCCGUUGGCCUUGGGCUCCCGGCCGACACAUUCAAAGACGCAGGCCGAUACGGCCCACACCUGCUAGCGCCCACGGCAUCCGACCUCAACAAGUACGGCGCCAAGGACACCAUCCUGGCCGGCUUCCACACCGACCUCAACUUCCUCACCAUCCACGGCCGCUCGCGCUACCCGGGCCUGCACAUCUGGGCGCGCAACACGGGCAAGCGCAUCCCCGUCAAGAUCCCGCGCGGCAACUACCUGCUGGUGCAGGCGGGCAAGCAGCUCGAGUACAUCACGGGUGGGCUCAUCAAGGCCGGGUACCACGAGGUCGUGGUCAACGACCGGACGGUUGCGGUGAUGGCCGACCGGAGGAAAGAGUUCCCCGACCGGCCGCUCGUCCGCAUCUCGUCGACCUUCUUCUGGCAUCUGUCGUCCGACUAUGACCUGGCGCCGAUUCCGGCGCUGGCGGAGAAGGCGCGUGCGCUGAGGGCGGAGCAGUUUGAUUUGGGGAGGGAUGAGGGUGAGGAGGUGCAGUAUCCGCCGGUGAAGGUUGGCGAGCAGGUUUCGAAUGAACUGAAACACAUUGCGCUUAUGGCAACUAGUUGAGGGGUUGGUGGGCAGCAGGGUGAUGCUAAUGGGAUGGUGACGUUUGCCAGUUGAGGUUUUGUCUUAACUGUCAUUGACGUAUGAAUAAUGUGAUGUGGUGCGAUGUGAUGUAUGGAAGGCAAUAGGAGAGGUGCUGUCUGCAGGGAGGAUGGAAUGCUGGAGACUGGCCGGACAACAUCGAACGGUGUUUGCGGCUCAAUAUCUCUCUGAUAAGGUGAUGAGACCAUCGGCAUCGAACUCAAUGUCAGACUCGGGUGUUUUGAGGCUUAAUCCGGGUAGAAUGGUCGGUCGAGCUGCGGAAUGGCUAUUGUGAGAUACGCGAGACUUCCAUAUAGGCUAAUGCUCCCCACCCCUGCAGCAACCAGCGAACUACGGCAGGUGCCCACACCUGUAAAUCUUCCGUAGUAUAGUGGUCAGUAUGUGAGCUUGUCACCUAACACUGACAUCGCUCGAG